Molecule: messenger RNA, 799 nt
Organism: Acyrthosiphon pisum (pea aphid)
Lineage: Eukaryota; Metazoa; Arthropoda; Insecta; Hemiptera; Aphididae
Exons: 3
Coding region: 1-594 (197 amino acids)
Source: RefSeq, a predicted model, not a curated record
AUGAAUACAGAACUAUUCGUUAUGUUAGAUUCAAUGGGGAAAGCUUUGAACAAUGAAGUAAAAAGAAAAAUCGUUCUUAUUGACAUUGAUAGUUCAGAUGAUGAAUUUGAUUACGAAUUCAUCAAUCGGUUACGGGGUAAUAGAGUAAAACCUUUUAGAGUGCAAGAUUUUACCUCUCAGACAAUUCCGAAUUUUACUCAUAAGCAGUUUCAACAGCACUUUAGGUUGUCACCAACCUCAUUUGAAAGAUGUUUACUUAUUUGUGCUCCCCUUCUACAGAAAACUUGUGUAGAAGGACGUAAAGGUUCGGACGAGAGGCUUCAACUAUUGUCAGUGAUUUGGUUACUGGCUACACCAGAUAGUUUUCGAUCAGUUUCUGACAGAUUCGACAUUGGUAAAAGUUCUCUGCAUGAUAGUUUUGUCCGUGUAACUACUGUUUUGCAUAGAUUAUCCCCAACAAUUAUUAAUUGGCCCGAAGUUGAUCAAAUGAAUCAAAUUCAACUUAAUUUUAGUAAGAUGUCAAAGACUUGUCUCAAUAAUAUCAUAGGUGUUAUUGAUGGAUCUUAUAUUCCAAUACCUGCACCAAUCAGCUAAUUCUUAUCUCACAAGAAAAUGUUUCCAUGCUAUAACAUUGCAAGCUGUAUGUGAUGAUAAAUUGAGAAUCAUUGAUGCAUUUGCUGGUUAUCCUGGAUCUGUAGGGGAUAGAAGAAUAUUCACUAAUUCUUUAAUUUAUGAACGAAUCUUGCAAAACAAAAAUAGGUGAAUAUAUUAAUUACAUUAAUCAUUUACUCAUUAAUCA